Molecule: messenger RNA, 3222 nt
Organism: Dipodomys spectabilis (banner-tailed kangaroo rat)
Lineage: Eukaryota; Metazoa; Chordata; Mammalia; Rodentia; Heteromyidae
Gene: Nlrp2
Product: NLR family pyrin domain containing 2
Exons: 9
Coding region: 1-3024 (1007 amino acids)
Biological process (GO): regulation of inflammatory response
Cellular component (GO): cytoplasm
Molecular function (GO): protein binding
Source: RefSeq, a predicted model, not a curated record
AUGGCAGCAGAUGUGGCCACAGCGGACCCCAAGCUAAGUUUCAACCUGCAGGCUCUCCUGGAGCAGCUGUGUGAUGAGGAGCUGAGCAAGUUCAAGUCCCAGCUUGGCCUCUUUGCCCAGCAACAUGAGCUCCAGGAUGUCCCCCAGGCGGAGAUGACUGAAGCCAGCGCCAAGGAUCUAGUGGAGAUCCUCACCACCCACUGCCCCCCAGCCUGGGUGGAGAGGGUGGCCGUAAAUAUCUUUGAGAACAUCAACCGGGCUGACUUGGCCAAGACGGUGGAGGAGGAGCUAACUGAAGACAUAUACAGAAAAAUGGUGUUGAAGAAAUUCCAGAGGUUGUGGGCUAACAACUUUUGGCCGGGGGAGUACAAGAAGUCCUACCUGCUCACAGAGAGCUACAGGAGCCUCCUCCGGCUGUGCGACCCCCUCCGGCGGCCAGGGCUCCUCGGGCCACGCACGGUGGUGCUGCAGGGACCCACGGGCGCCGGAAAGACCACGCUGGUGAAGAGGCUAAUUCUGGACUGGGCCGAGGGACGCCUGGGCCCCGCCUUCCAGUGGGCCCAUUACCUGAGCUGCAAGGAGCUGCGCCACCACCGGGUCAAGAACCUGCACCAACUCCUCUUCGAGGGCCUCCCAGACAUGAACAAGGACGUGCUGCGGGCCCUGCUGGGCGCGGCCGAGGUGCUGCUCGUCGUGGACGGGUUUGACGAGCUGAGGUACGGGCCCGGGGAGAUGAUCCGGGGCAUCUCCACGCACUGGGGGCAGCGCAAGCCGGUGCCGGUCCUGCUGAGCAGCCUGCUGAAGCGCAUUCUGCUGCCCAACGCCACCCUGCUGGUCACCACGCGGCCCCGGGCGCUGCAGGAGCUGCUGCUGUUGCUGGAGCAGCCCGUCCUGGUGAACGUGGACGGCUUCUCGGAGACGGAGACGUGGGAGUACUUCCGCAGGCAUUUCGGAGACCAGGCCCAGGCCCAGAGAGCCCUGGCGGCCGUGUGGAGCAACGAAGCCCUGCUAGCCAUGAGCCGGAUGCCCGCCGCAUGCAGACUGCUGUGCGCGUGUCUGAAGCCGCUGCUGGAGGGGGGCGAGGACCCCGCGGCAGCCUGCCACAGCCCCACCGCCCUGAUUCUCCGAUUCCUCCACCGCCAGCUCCGCCCCAGGGGCCCAGCCCCGGCUGCCCAGCUGGAGACCCUGUGCUGCCUGGCCGCGCACAUGCUGACCGCACAGCAGUCCACUUUCCACACCGGGGACCUCAAGAGACUCGGGAUGCAGGAGGGCCACCUCCAGCCCUUCCUGACCAAUCACAUCAUCCAGAAGGACUGGGGCUGCCGCUGGUGCUACCACUUCGUCCACUCCAGCGUCCAGCAGCUUCUGGCCGCCCUGUUCUACAUCCUGAAGCCCCAGGACAGGGAAGGCCAAGGCCGCCAGCCCAGCAGCCGCGACCGGGAAGACGUGCGCAAGCUGCUCUCCCGAGAGGCGCGUGCGCGGAACCCCGACCUGGCCCAGGCCGGCCGCUUCCUGUUCGGCCUCCUGAACAGGAAGAGGGCCCAGGAGCUGGAGGCGGCCUUUGGCUGCCACAUAGACCUGGAGAUCCGACGGGAGCUGCUGGGGUGUGGGGCGGAGGAGAGCAGGCCCUUCCUCCUGCGGAUGGAGCAGAGCGAGGUCUUUAGCUGGCUCUACGAAUCUCAGGAUGAGGAGCUGGCGGCGGAGGCGCUGGCGCCCUUUGAGGAAAUGUCUGUGAUCCUGAAGAGCCGCCAGGAUCUCCUGCACGCGUCCUUCUGCCUCAAGAACUGUCCGGGCCUGCGCAGGCUCACGGUGCAGGUGGCCAGGGGGCUGUUCCCGGAGGACGGUGUUCAGCUGCCAUCCACGGCUCAAGGCCACAGGCCCGAGGAUGACCAGGUCCUGCUUGCUCUCUGGACAGAUCUUUGCGCCAUGUUUUUCUCAAACCAGAAUCUGAACAGACUGGACAUCCACCACAGCUGCCUGAGCUACUCCUCCGUGGCGGUUCUGUGUGAACACUUGGCCUCUGCCUACAGUCUCCAGGAGGUGGUCCUCAGUAAUAUUUCCCCGGCCGAGGCGCAGCUCAGCCUGUGCAGCUGCCUCUGUUGUUCUGAGGCCCUCGUGAACCUGACCCUUCAAGGGGACAGCCACAGGGACCUGCUGCCCUUGUUGAGCCAAGUCCUGAUUCACCCAAAAUGCCACCUGCAGGACCUCAGGCUGGGGGCUUGCUCGGCCACAUUUCAGCAGUGGGCUGACUUCUUCUUGACCAUCCAAGCCAGCCCCCUGACGGGCCUGGACCUCUCCAACAAUGAGAUCCUGGACCGGGGUGCCACGCUGCUGUGCGAGACCCUGAGGCGGCCAGAAUGCAUCCUGCAGAAGCUGACCCUGGAGAACUGCGGGCUCACACGGGCCUGCUGUGAGGAUUUCCUCUCCACCCUCAUCGUCAGCCAGCAGCUGACGCACCUGAGCCUGGCCAACAAUGACCUCGGGGAUGACGGGGUGAAAAUCCUGUGUGAGGGCCUGAAUCACUCCAACUGCCAACUGCAGAGCCUGGUACUGUGGCACUGCAACGUGGGCAGUGACGGCUGCGUGCACCUCUCCCAGCUCCUCCAGCAGGGGGCGAGCCUCAAGUACUUGGACCUGGGCCUGAACCAGGUGGGAGACUCCGGCAUGAGGGCCCUGUGCCAGGCCCUGAAGAGCCCGCAGUGCGGCCUCAAGUGUCUAUGGCUGUGGGGCUGCUCCAUCACUUCUACCAGCUGCGAGGAGCUCAGUGAGGCCCUUCUAGGAAACCAGAGGCUGGUCACCCUGGAUCUGGGACAAAAUACCUUGGCGUUUGACGGAUUAAUGCUGCUGUAUACAGCCUUGCAAUUUCAAAGGUGCUCCCUGCAGAUACUCAGGUUGAAAAUAAAUGAAGCGAAUCCUGAAGUGAAGAAGCUGAUAAAAACAAUACAAAACGUCAACCCCCAGCUGAUUGUUGACAGUGACCACCAAAACCCCAGGAAAAGGAGACCUGAGGAUUUCCCUGCUUGAGCCAGCAAAAACCAUCCAUCCUCCGAGGUCAGAGGCCUCUACCCACGGUGAACAUCACACAUGGACGAGCUGGGCGAAGUCCAAGCCUUCUUUCUCCCCUAGUGAAUGUAAAAUGAGCACAUGUCACUUGACACUAUUGGGUGUGAAAUGUCUUAGCACUAAUAUGCUGAGGGAAAUAAAAGCAAGCACGUUCAUGAA